Molecule: messenger RNA, 2097 nt
Organism: Photinus pyralis (common eastern firefly)
Lineage: Eukaryota; Metazoa; Arthropoda; Insecta; Coleoptera; Lampyridae
Exons: 2
Coding region: 1-2097 (698 amino acids)
Molecular function (GO): catalytic activity
Source: RefSeq, a predicted model, not a curated record
AUGGAACGAUCAGCAAAUCUCAACCCGGCCACCAACACCAUGGUCAGCAAUAACAAUAAACUUAAAUAUAAACUCUCAUUGUGCCACCUUAAUUCUCGUUCACUAAUAUCUACAUUCCAUUAUUUCUCUGAUUUAGUAACAGACUGCAAUUUUGAUAUAAUAGCGGUUUCUGAAACAUGGUUAAAACCUACCAUCUCCUCGGCCUCAGUACAAUUACCGGGAUAUGAUUUACUUCGAGCAGAUAGACCCACUAAAGGCGGAGGUUUAUGCUUCUACAUUAAAUCACACCUAAAAUUGAAAAUUAUUAACUUAGACUUCUUACCAGAUAAUGAGAAUAGCAUUGAGCAACUUUGGAUUUCUAUCACGAUAAAUAAAAUAAAGGUUGCAGUUGGAGUCGUAUACAAACCACCGAACGUAUCUACGACACAUCUCAAUGAAUUAGAACUUACGUUAUCUCACUUAACUUUGGAGUCGAAUGAGAUUAUUCUACUAGGUGAUAUCAAUGUGGAUUUUUUAACAAAUAACAACAGUUUAAAAUACCUUAAUAACAUUCUCGAGAUUUAUAACCUACAUCAAAUUAUUAGCGAUCCUACGCGAAUUACAAAUACAUCUUCAACAUUAAUUGAUGUUAUUUGUGUGAACAAAACACGAAAGGUCCUUAACAGUGGUACGAUGGAUGCUGAAAAUAUUUCCGACCAUCGAUUGGUGCAUUGUACAAUUGAUCUUGAUGUCGAAAAACCAACAAAUAGGAAACUCAUUAUGAAAGAUUUUAGAAACUUUAUUCCUGAAGAAUUUGAAUAUGACGCUGCUCGCAUCUGCUGGAAUCAUGUAUAUAACCUAUCAGAUAUUGAUACCAAGCUAAAUUUUUUUAAUAACGCAAUUCUUGCUGUUUAUGAUAUUCAUGCACCUCUACGUACAAUUCAUUUACGAAAUAAGAGUCCCAAACCCUAUAUUACUGAUACGAUAAAAGCAAUCAUUCGUUUAAAAAGGAAAGCAUUCACAAAAUUUCGUAAAUCAGGCGCUCAACAAGAUAAGCUAUAUUACAAAGAUCUUAGCAACUACCUAUCAUUUGCAAUAAGACAGGAGAAAACGGCGUACAUUAACACCCAACUACGUAUCAAUAAAGGCAACCCCAAGAAGAUCUGGAGUUUAUUUUCAUCUUGGAACAUCCAUAAUAAAAAACAAAAUGUUAUCGAUCCCAUCUUGCUUGCUCCCAAUCUAAUAAACAAUUUUUUUGCAAACAUGCCCAUUGCUGAAAUAAAUAGAGAAACUGCUCUGCCUUUUUAUAAUAAGAAUAUUCGACCAGGAAUAGAGCAAGCGAUGAUAUUUUCCGAAGUUACCAAUGAGGAUAUUACAAUAGCACUGAACAAAAUAAAAUCGAAUGCUAUCGGCGUUGAUAAUAUAAGCUUGAAAAUGCUACAUUUAAUUUACCCCUUUUGCAAAGAAGCCCUCCGACACAUAAUCAAUUUCUCAUUAAAGACUGGCACAUUUCCAAGUUUGUGGAAGACAUCAUAUAUUCGUCCUCUCUCGAAAGUUUCUAGAUUAGACUACAGCAAGGCAUUUGACUGCAUUAACUUUGAACUACUACUUGCAAAACUGAAAUACUACAAUUGUAGCGACAAAGUGAUAACUUGGUUUUAUAAUUACCUACAUAAUCGAAAUCAACGAGUGAAAAUUGACUCAGUCCUAUCUGAUGUGUUGCCGGUUAACCAAGGGGUGCCGCAAGGGAGUAUUCUUGGACCCAUUUUAUACAUCAUUUUUACUGCGGAUCUACCCUACCACACGACAUCUGAAAUAAGCCUGCAUCUCUAUGCCGACGAUACACAAAUGUAUAUCAGCUGUAAUCCUUUAUGUAUUAAUGAAGCUAUUGAUAAACUAAAUACUAAUUUACAACGUAUAUCUCAAUGGUCAAAAGAUAACGGUCUAUUAAUUAAUGCAUCUAAAACAGAGGCGGUAUGCAUAGGUUCCAACGCUGUGCGUGCUCUAGCCCUUUCAACUCUGUGCAACAAAAUUAAAUUAAACGACAGUGAAGUGCCACUAUCGGAAGAAGUUAAAAGCCUUGGUGUAGUGAUUGACUGUGAAAAGCGACAGUUCUAA